CAGUAGGGACUGAGAAGGCGACGGCUGCGACUGGUCGAGUGUUCGCUCCUGGGUCUACGGGUGGACUGUAUCCGAGCCCGGUACCUACCUAGUCCUCACCGUGUCUGAGUGGACGGCGUCCGACGCGAUGACUCUUAACGGCGGCGGCAGCGGAGCCGGCGGGAACCGCGGCGGGGGCCGGGAACGCGAUCGCCGUCGGGGCAGCACACCUUGGGGCCCCGCGCCCCCACUGCACCGCCGGAGCAUGCCGGUGGACGAGCGCGACCUGCAGGCGGCGCUGUCUCCGGGCGCUCUGACAACGUCCGAAGCCGGGACAGGGGCCCAGGGUCCGAGGCUGGACUGGCCCGAGGGCUCCUCCGACUCGCUCAGCUCGGGAGGAAGCGAUUCAGACGAGAGCGUUUACAAGGUGCUGCUGCUGGGGGCGCCUGGCGUGGGCAAGAGCGCUCUGGCGCGCAUCUUCGGAGGUGUAGAGGACGGGCCAGAAGCGGAAGCCGCAGGGCACACAUAUGACCGCUCCAUCACGGUGGAUGGAGAAGAGGCGUCACUCAUGGUCUAUGACAUUUGGGAUCAGGAUGGGGGUCGCUGGCUACCCGGCCACUGCCUGGCCAUGGGAGAUGCAUAUGUCAUCGUGUACUCAGUGACUGACAAGGGCAGCUUCGAGAAGGCCUCAGAGCUGCGGGUCCAGCUGCGGCGGGCGCGGCAGACCGAUGACGUGCCCAUCAUCCUAGUGGGCAACAAGAGCGACCUGGUGCGCUCUCGAGAGGUCUCCUUGGACGAGGGCCGGGCCUGCGCCGUUGUCUUUGACUGCAAGUUCAUUGAGACGUCGGCUGCGCUGCACCACAACGUCCAGGCGCUGUUCGAGGGUGUCGUGCGUCAGAUACGCCUGCGCAGGGACAGCAAAGAGGCCAACGCGCGUCGGCAAGCAGGUACCCGGCGGCGAGAGAGCCUGGGCAAGAAGGCGAAGCGCUUCCUGGGCCGCAUUGUCGCUCGAAACAGCCGCAAGAUGGCCAUGCGUGCCAAGUCCAAGUCCUGCCACGACCUGUCGGUGCUCUAGGCCCUGGGGCCCUCGCUGUAUUGUGCAGACAGAUGGGCAGAUUGGUGGGCUGGCCCAGCCAACCGCCCGAGGUGCCUCAGAGCUGGCUCAGACUCUGAGCGUCCCCCACCUCAUGGACAGACAGACAGACAGUGCUGCCCAGGGAGGCGACUCCCAGUAGCCGUCGAGGGCUGGGCCCACUGAGAUGCCUAUGCCAGCCCGUGUGCAUCCCAAGCAGCAGGCUGACUCCUGCCAGCCCUUGGGGACGGGCCUAUGAGUGGGGAGAGGACUCUGCCUUUCUCUACACCCUGGUGUGCAUGCCCUGGAGGGAGGCUGUUCAGUGCAGUGGCUAUUUGUUUACAUGCAGAUUUUUGUAAUAAAGACUAUUUCCUGAUAGGCCA
Odocoileus virginianus texanus is the source of this 1434-nucleotide messenger RNA. RefSeq names its product RRAD, Ras related glycolysis inhibitor and calcium channel regulator (gene RRAD). Gene Ontology annotation, biological process: negative regulation of high voltage-gated calcium channel activity. The record is from RefSeq and is a predicted model, not a curated record. Gene Ontology annotation, molecular function: GTPase activity; calcium channel regulator activity; GTP binding. Gene Ontology annotation, cellular component: plasma membrane. Lineage: Eukaryota; Metazoa; Chordata; Mammalia; Artiodactyla; Cervidae.